CGGCCCUUUAUGGAUCAGGUUUGACACCCCUGGUCUAUUGGGAUGACGAUGAAACAGGGAAGCAUUUGUACAGUAUUCAAAGACAGGUUGAUACUGGAAGGAUAGAGGGCAGGAGUCAGAGAGAGGAAAACAUCCCUCGUUUAUUCUCUCAGCAUAAUGGGUAAACAUCCCACUGGGAAAUGUACACACUGUAGCCAUCCAGAAAGUGUAGGACAUGCACUACUCCACUACAAGUAGUAUGAACAUGAGAGAAAUCAGCUUUUUCAAUCAUUAAGAAUGGUAAAUCAUUAUCAUUUUACAUUACCUGGUUUGCUAGGAAAAGCAUUAAGUCAGAUAUAUCACUUUAUCAAAUAUUUAAAAGAAACAGAAAUGGCUAAAAGAAUAUAGGCUUUUUUUUCCCAACUCCAAUAUCUCCUGUUCCACACUCCAGCCCAGUGGGUGGCGGUAAUGCGCCUUUAAGUUGGUCUGCCAACCGCCAGAAAACCCUAAAGAAGAAGAACUGCAGGUUUGUUUGUGGCCAUGUUGCCGGACAGCUUUGUGUUUAACAACAACUGGCACGAGUGUGUGUGAGAGUGAUUGUGAGCUUAGUUCAGUAAACAUCUACAGAUAAACUUGUAGAGGUGACAUCUAAAAGAAUAAUCCCAGGGAGCUGUAGUGCUUUUUGAUGUAAUAACAAGCGUGGAGAGAAGCCUGGUUUAACUUUUCACCGCUUCCCGGUGAACUCCGAAAGACGAGAACAGUGGUGAGCUGCAGUUAAACGUGAAGACUGGAUGCCUACAAAACAUUCCCGUGUGUGCGGAGAACAUUUUAUAUCAGGAUAGUGUGGGACCUCUGUGCACUUUUUCUAGCUCAAGGUUGUUCUGUUAUAAAAAUCCCAUAGCUAUAGAUCUAGAUCAAGCCUCAGUGUAUCGUCAUAGAACCGUGCUCGCGAUAGCGUUCUAUUCACUGAUCUCUGUGUAAAAUAUCUGGAUGGCUCAUUGCCCAUUCCCCGCUGUAGAGACGAGUGAUUCAUCUGGCCGCCAUGUUACCACACCCUUCACGUAUAGACCAUGUGCACUUACGUCAUAGGUCAGAGGGCAAGUUUGUUUAUCCGCCAUAUUGGGUAUCAAGCCGCAGCUCACUUCACACGCGGAAAUUUUUGGAGCGUGAUUAACAUUUUCAGUCAGAAUGGCUUGUUGUGUGGCAGUAGGGUGCUCUAACAGAAAAAGCACGAAGAUGAUUACAUUUUUGUAAUAAACAUGAUACGCUUGUGCAUUUGAGUCAAAAUUUGCUAAUGGGUAAUAAUGGUGAGACACGUAUAAAAAAAUCAUCUCCAUCCACUAUUUUAAACAUAAAUUGGAUAUUUUUUGGUUUAAAUAAAAUAAUAUUGCUCUAAGAAAUAAUGUUGACAACUUCAGAUAUCACAAGCUAUAUUUUCCCAAUAAAAUCAUGAAUUAAUUUUUUGAAGUUGGUGAAUUUUAGACACCCGACCGUAACAGUUCUGACUAACCAACUUCGACAAGGUUUGAUUGCUAUACAACUUAUUGUCGGAAUUAAAUCAACUACACUCCAUAAAACAGGUUUACUGAAGUGUUUAAAAAACCGCAUACAAUGGGCCUGCACAUUUUCUAAACACGAAAAAAUCAUUUAAAAAAAGACCCUUAUGCACGUUACUGUGUCUGUCAGAAGUCAACAUCAACUUGUGAAUAAGAAUAUUCCAACUAAAAACAUUAAUAUAGAACAAUAUAUGUAAUCAAUCACUUUAAUAUAAAAGCACCAAUUGAUUUAUAAUUAAUUCUCGCCUUGGAAUCUGCCUGUUUUCAAAAUACAUCGAUGGUAAAAUCAAAGGAUCGCUGUCUGUCAGAAAAUAACGUACACAAGACUGUAUCGUAUAUCUCCGACCGGCAUAGCACCGCAUGAUACACAAACCUCCAGGAAAUCCACACUACCACAAGUUUUGAUGACAUCAUCGCUUUCCGAGAAGAUGGAGAAACUGGCCGCCUGAGCAGCGUGUUUUUGCAGUCUGUCAGGAAAGCUGACGUGCAUAAUACGUAACGCACAAUGUCGUUGAGAAUCCGACUUCGGAAUGCUGAUCGUAACAGUAAAAAGUCUGUACCAUCCAAUUCACCAGACGAUGUGUCAAGCUCUGGCAGACGCAAAGCUGCCAAUACAAGAUACAGCCAAGCCUGGAGGGAUCGUUUAAAAACAGACCAUGUAAAAUUUGCUGAGUUCAAAGCUUUAGAAGCUGAAAGAGCAAGGGAGUAUAGAAGGAAGAAGAGUGCUGCUGCAAAAGUUAGUGAUAAGGAGAAAAAUCGAGAGCGACAGAGGAAGUUCAGAGCCAGAAAGAAAGAACAGUCUAAAAAUUGUGAGCAGAUCCCAAAACCUAAGAAAAGAAAGGUCUUAACAAGAAAAGAGAGAACAAAGAAACGAGAGUAUGAUAGAAUAAAGAAGAGAGAGGAGAGGGAAAAGAUGAGUGCCCAGAAAAAGAGAAGAAUCCGUGAAAAAGAUGUUGUACGAAAGAGAGAGAAGAGAAAUAAGAUGAAACCUACUGCUCCUGGUACCCCAGCUUCUAGUGCUGUUGCCACACCCAGUACAACAGGAUCUACUGGUUUUAAAACUAAAUCAGCAAAACGGAUGGCGGUGUCAAGGAUGUGGAAAAAAAUUCCAGCUGAUGCAGAGAAAUUUGCGGACAUUGUUAUGGAGUUCGUAGUUGGUUGCAGUCCACGUAAAGAAGCAGCACUAAAAUCGAGAGGUCUUCAAACAUCACGUAGAAGAAUAGAAUUUGAGGACCCAAGUCAGGAGAAACUUAAAUCUACAAUCGAAAGUCUAAAGAAGAAAAGGGAUGCAUCAUCCUUGGAGAAGCGGCGCGUAAUUGUGAAGAGUUUGAUGGUAGCCAAAAAGUAUAGAAUGCAGCGACUGAUAGCUAAGCGCUUCAAUAUCCGUCCAGCAUAUCUAACUAAACUAUCAAAUGAUCCGCCCAGAGAAGGCUUAUGUAGGAAACGUAGGUCUGAUGCCACUUGUUUGGAUGUAGCGAACAACAUAACAGCCUUCUAUCGUAACCCCAAAGUGGCACGAGAACUUCCUUACAUGAAAACUGUGAAAAAACAAGAACAGAGAUUUCUUAUGGAGGUCUCGCUACAGAAAGCCUACGAACUCUGGAAACUGGAGAAUCCAGGUAAUAAUGUUGUGUCUUUCCCCGUGUUUUCCAAGCUCCGUCCUUCCUGUGUUGUUCUUCAACGUCAAACGGACUUAAAUCAGUGUCUCUGUGAGUAUUGUACUGGGGUGUUAUUAAAGCUCCAGAGUCUGAACAGAAUCCUCACUGCUACUAACAGUGAUGACUGCGUAAAACUGAAGAUCAAAGACAAAUAUGAAAUAGUCAGCCUGUCUCUAUGUCCCAAACGUGGUGACAACAAGUACCAUGAUCUUAAGUGUAUCAACAGAACAUGCUCAGACUGCGGCAUAGCUCUACUGAAGGAACAUUUUAAAACUGUAGUUGAUUCCUAUGGUGAACAGGUAGUUUCUUGGCAGAAGUGGGAGAAUAAGUCCUACUCCCAUGAUGGCAAACAGAAUACAAAGAAGGUUCAAUCAACCAACUCUGGUCCCUUCAACACCAUGUUUGAAGAGUUAUUGGCUGAAACAGACUUUUUAGCUAAACAUGUCUUCACAGCCAACUGGCAGCAUGAUCAGUUCAACCAAAUCCGAGAAAAGUUGCCAGAUAAUUGGUCGUUGUUCGUGUUGGAUUUUGCCGAAAAUUACAGAUGCUUGUCCCAAGACGAAAUCCAGUCGGCACAUUGGUCCACCCAGCAGGUAACAGUUCACCCAAUCGUAUGUUACUACAAGUGUCCCACAGAAGGCCACAUUCACACUGUGCAGGAAGCCCUAGUUUUUCUGUCAGAUGACCUGAGCCAUGAUGCCAAUGCUGUCCAUCACUUUGAAAAGCUCGCAAUACAACAUCUAAAACAAAAGCGAGGAUUGAAACUAGAGCAUGUAGUGGAGUUCACUGACGGCUGUGGCUCACAGUACAAGUCAAAAGCUCCAUUUGCUGACAUCAGUAACUCUAAGGGAGCACAUGGUUUAUCUCUCGAGAGAUGUUACUUUGGAUCUCGCCACGGCAAAGGCCCCAGUGAUGGUGUCUCUGGGGUAGUGAAAUCAGCUGUUAGACGUGCUGUCCUUUCCCGGAAGGUCACAGUAAAUUGUGCUGAAGAUAUGUAUAACUUCUGCUCUCAAAAUCUCACGAAACUCAAUUGUGAUGGUCAACUCCGUUCAUUCUAUCUGGUGAAACGUGGUGAAAUUCAGAGAGAACGUCCUAUAACACAAGUAAGGUCUGCCCUUGCUGGAACUCGCGUACUUCACUCUGUGAGGUGUGUUUCUCCUGGUGUUUUGGAUACUCGCCUGUAUUCCUGCUUUUGUGAUGGCUGUAUAACUGCCCACGAUGGAAGCCAUUGUUCUAACUCUGACUAUGUCCUUCCCUGGCAACGACGUACCUUGAGCUUACCACCUGAAGUAGCUGACUUAUACCAGCCUGUUGAUGAGGAACAGAAUGACAUAUCGGUACCUGAUGAUUCUUCAGACGAACAGGCUCCAGCUCCAGUAUCCAGCCUAGCAGAUCUCUGGACAAUGAUUACUAACCCAGGGAAGAAAAGUGAUCACCCCGUGUCACCUGAUUAUGUGCCGAGCAUUUUCACACACACAAAGUCGUCUGCAAAACAAAAAAACACAAAAGCAUUGCAGAAGUCUGAAAAGCGACAAAACCUGAAGAAAAGGAAACGUGGAAGUAGAAAACAAGUUACAGCAGAAUGUGCAGUGCUUGGCCUUCGAGACACUGAUGUAACCACUCCUUCUGAAUGCUCCACGGAUUCCACUGAAUUAUCUCCUGAAGUUGCAGAUCUCAAAGAUGAAGGAAGUGCAGAAGCUUUAGAUGAAAAUGAAGCAUUGCCUUUUGAGCUUGAAUGCAGAAUCCUGAGGAAGGAAAAUCGUACUUUGAAGGGACAACUGAAAAAAUACUUUCUCUGUCCGGAGUCUUUUUCAGAGGACAAUGACAAAGUGGAACAAUUUACAGGUCUUCCAACAUAUGGGAUUAUGAUGGUGACGUUCCAGUUUAUACGGCCUUAUUUAAAUUUAAACAGGAAGUUUUCACCUUUCCGGCAGUUCCUGCUGACAUGUAUGCAUCUUCGACUGAACUUAAACUUACAGUUUUUAGCCUUCUUAUUUUCCAUUUCUUUGGAAACUGCAUCCAGAGUAUUUAGUAACACGUGUGAUGUUAUGUUCUGUCGUCUCGUUCCGGCGCUGGUGAUCUGGCCAGAUAGGGAACAUUUACGGCAAAGUCUGCCAGUUUCAUUUCAACAAAACUUUGAGAAAUGUUGCUGUAUAAUUGACUGUUUUGAAAUAUUUCAGGAAAAACCGAGUGAUGUGGAAACACAGAGAAAAACCUGUUCGCAGAAUAAAAGCCACAACUCUUCAAAAUAUCUGAUAGGUAUUGCCCCACAAGGCGCGGUUUAUUUCGUUUCUCAGGGGUGGGAUGGUCACUGCAGCAACAAACACGUAACGGAACAUUGCGGAUUUCUGGAUGAACUUUUGCCAGGGGAUCUGAUCCUAGCAGACAGAGGGUUUGAUGGAGGUGAUGCUGUUGGAUUGCCUUCUGCAAAUGUAAACAUUUCUGCGUUUACUCGGGGAACGUCCCAAAUGAGGGCACUGGAUGUGGAGGGCACAAGGGUGCUCGCGUCAGCCAGAAUCCAUGUUGAAAGGGUUAUUGGAAUGGUUCGUCAGAAAUACACAAUACUGAGCAAUACUGUGCCCAUAUCUCUUGUACAUUCAAAAGAUAAUGGAAUAACAUCUUUGGACAAAAUAGUACAUAUCUGCUGUGCAUUGACGAACCUGUCUGACCCCAUGAUUCUUUUUGAGUGAAAAAAAUAAGGACAAAAUUCACUUUUAUUUGAAGCCCUCAUUUUAUGGAUUACACGAUGUCUGAACAGCUACUUUUAUUUAUUUUUUUGUGUGUAAUACUUAUGACAAAGACAGCUUAAAAUUCUUUUAACAAUUUUAGAUGUGAUAAAAAUCAUAUCAAUCACAGUUAAUGUACAUAUUUGAGAAGGAUUUGAUGGAAAUUUUUACCAUACUGCAAAUGACACAAUUCAGUGUAGUUUGUCAAUAUUAUACAGUGACAAAGUUUAUAAACAUUGCUGUAUGCUUUAUAGUUUGAAUUAUAAUUUUGACGUGGAAUUCUUUGCAAAAACUGCCAAAUUAUUGAAUUGCUGCAGAUUUGAACAUAAUUGUAACAGGUGUAAAUAACUUGCAUGGUCGUCAGUGGUAAAAUUUGUAAUGAAAUGUUUGGAAAUUAAAACAUUUAUUUGUAGUAAGAAGCACGUAAUGUGUAUGUCUGAAAGUUUUCACCUAAUUUUACAUUCCUUGA
This is a messenger RNA of Neoarius graeffei (lesser salmon catfish), 6388 nucleotides long. RefSeq lists its product as uncharacterized. The transcript has 3 exons. The coding region runs from base 2041 to 5883 and encodes 1280 amino acids. Lineage: Eukaryota; Metazoa; Chordata; Actinopteri; Siluriformes; Ariidae. The record is from RefSeq and is a predicted model, not a curated record.